Messenger RNA from Trifolium pratense (red clover), 1782 nucleotides. Its product is annotated as cytokinin hydroxylase-like. The transcript has 5 exons. Bases 54 to 1586 code for a protein of 510 amino acids. NCBI's taxonomy places the organism in Eukaryota, Viridiplantae, Streptophyta, Magnoliopsida, Fabales, Fabaceae. The record is from RefSeq and is a predicted model, not a curated record. Gene Ontology annotation, molecular function: oxidoreductase activity, acting on paired donors, with incorporation or reduction of molecular oxygen; monooxygenase activity; heme binding.
AAUAAACUCAUUUGUAAUCUUACAACAUCUUUGAAUCAUCACUAAUUCAACAUAUGAUGAUUUUCUCAACUCUUUUGGCCAUUUUCGUGACUCUAUGUUUUAAAGUUGCUUAUGAUACAAUCUCAUGUUAUUGGCUUAAUCCAAUACGUAUCAAGAAAAUUAUGGAGAAGCAAGGAGUGUGUGGCCCUAAACCUCGGUUUCUUAUAGGCAACCUUAAUGAAAUCUCCUCCUUUGUUUCCAAAACUACUUCACAAGAUAUGAAAACAAUUAACCAUGACAUUGUUGAUCGUCUUUUGCCUCAUUUUGUUGCUUGGUCCAAGCAAUAUGGAAAGAGAUUCUUAUAUUGGAAUGGAAUUGAGCCUAGGAUGUGCUUAACAGAGGCUGGAUUGAUCAAGGAGUUUCUUUCAAAGUACAGCACCAUAUCUGGAAAAUCAUGGCAGCAACAACAAGGAACCAAGCAUUUUAUUGGAAAAGGCUUGUUGAUGGCAAAUGGUGAAGAUUGGUACCACCAACGUCACCUAGUUUCACCUGCAUUCAUGGGAGAAAGACUUAAGAGCUAUGCUAGUCAUAUGGUGGAAUGCACUAAGGAGAUGCUUGAAUCACUAAAAAAUGCAACAUUGGAGUGUGACAAAAAUGAAGUGGAAAUUGGAGAGUAUUUCACUAAACUAACUGCAGAUAUUAUCUCAAGAACUGAAUUUGGUACAAGCUACAAAAAGGGAAAGCAAAUAUUUUUCCUUCUCACACAGCUCCAAGGUCUUUGUGCUCAAGCUAGUCGCCAACUUUGCCUUCCUGGAAGUAGGUUUUUUCCUAGUACUUAUAAUAGAGAGAUCAAAUCAUUGAAGAUGGAAGUGGAGAGACUCUUGAUGGAGAUAAUACAAAGUAGAAAGGAUUGUGUGGAGAUGGGAAGAAGCAAUUCUUAUGGGAAUGACUUAUUGGGCAUGCUUUUAGAUGAGAUCCAAAAGAGUGGAAGCUUAAACCUACAAUUAGUUAUGGAUGAAUGCAAAACAUUCUUUUUUGCAGGACAUGAAACAACUGCACUCUUACUUACAUGGACAGCAAUGUUACUUGCUAGCAAUCCAAGUUGGCAAGAAAAAGUCAGAAUUGAAGUCAAAGAAAUUUUCAAUCAAGGAAUACCUUCUAUUGAUCAACUCUCCAAACUCAAUCUGUUGCAUAUGGUAAUUAAUGAGUCAAUGAGGCUCUAUCCUCCAGCAACAUUGCUCCCUAGAAUGGCUUUUGAAGACAUUGUUUUAGGUGACCUUUAUAUUCCUAAAGGUUUAUCAAUUUGGAUUCCAGUUUUGGCUAUUCAUCAUAGUGAAGAAUUAUGGGGUAAAGAUGCAAAUGAAUUCAAUCCACAAAGAUUUGCUUCAAAAUCAUUCAUGCCUGGUCGUUUCAUACCAUUUGCUUCUGGUCCAAGAAAUUGUGUUGGACAAUCAUUUGCUAUGAUGGAAGCUAAGAUUAUAUUGGCAAUGUUGAUCUCUAAGUUUAGCUUCACCAUUUCAGAUAAUUAUAAGCAUGCACCAAUCACUGUCCUCACAAUUAAGCCCAAAUAUGGUGUUCAAAUUUGUUUGAAGCCUUUAGAUGCAUAAGAUAUACCAUUAACUUUUUGGAUUAUAAGAGUUAUUUUCAUGCAGGGAAGUUUGCUUAGAAUUUUAUGAUUUUUUGUUUUUUCAAAUUUUGUAGUAAAGAAAUAGAUGAAGCAAUGAUUGUAAGGAUUAGGAUAUAUGCACAUUCAAAAUAUAUUCUAAAUUAUUAAAGAAAACAUAUGGUUUCCUCAAAAAAAAA